This is a messenger RNA of Diachasmimorpha longicaudata, 5027 nucleotides long. RefSeq names its product protein TIS11 (gene Tis11). The transcript has 2 exons. The record is from RefSeq and is a predicted model, not a curated record. Gene Ontology annotation, molecular function: metal ion binding; mRNA binding. Bases 589 to 1632 code for a protein of 347 amino acids. NCBI's taxonomy places the organism in Eukaryota, Metazoa, Arthropoda, Insecta, Hymenoptera, Braconidae.
CUCGGGCGCUUAGCGAGUAACGUCUUGCUUUCCGUGGAGGGAUAAAAAAAUAUUUCAUCGUUAAAAUAAAAUAUUUAAACAAUAUAUAUAUAUCACUCCAACAUCAUCCAAUUGCGAUUAAUAUCGUGAGCUUCAAACUGACGGCCAUUCACUAACGAGAGUAACGUUAAUCGAAAUUUGUGUCGUUUUAUCGUCACGUCGACGAUUAAAAAAAAAACUGUGGCUUUUAGUUAAUUCAACGAACAAAUUCUCAUUCUUGAGAGUGAGAAUAGGAUUGAAACGUGAUAUUGUUUCUGGUUAAUUGUGAUUUAAUGACAAAUGGUAACCGCACGACAAUACUCAACGGUAGUGGCAGUUCUGUACCAGUUUGUGAACAAAUAGGUGAUUAACAACAAUUCCGAAAUCGACGUUUAUUUUAACCUUUGAUCUUCUCUGUGAGUCAAGCCAUCAACGUCACGUAUUACGAGUGUUAUUGCUGUCGGGACAAAGGAAGUGAGACGAACUUUUGUUGGAGUUUUUUUUUUUUCCAUUGGAAAAUCAAGUGCCUGUGGGUUUUAUUUUGUUGAUUUUUUUUUUAUUGGAGCCAACAUGUCCACCGCAGUCAUGAGCACGCCCAUGUUCGAGUGCAGUGAACAUUUGUUCAAGAAUCCUGGCCAGCCAAAAACAAAGGAUUCCAAUCACACUGGCCACACUCCUCUUCGCCGUAGCUACACCUCUCUGGUGACCCUUAUCGAGCAACAUCGUAAACUCGAUAGAAGUGUCAGUGAACCAACAUCUCGCUACAAGACAGAGCUCUGUCGUCCAUUCGAAGAGUCUGGUGCUUGCAAAUACGGUGACAAAUGUCAAUUUGCUCAUGGAUACAGUGAACUUCGCAAUCUAGCACGUCAUCCAAAGUACAAGACCGAAUUGUGUCGUACAUUUCAUACCAUUGGUUUCUGUCCCUAUGGUCCACGCUGUCACUUUAUUCAUAAUUUUGAGGAAGCUAGAAUGCACAAUCAGAAAGUCAGCGCCCAAUUGGGCAGUACCCAGCCAAAUAUAAUGGGCCUGAGUCCACUUUUGAGUGCAAGUGCAGCAGCAGCAAGUAUCAACAUGAAUAUAUCACUUCUUGAGCAGAUAACAGGACCACCAGUUAUGAGCAGUCCACCACCAUUGAUAAGAGCUAAUUCACUGAGCAUAGGUACACAUCAGACAUUUACAAAUCCACCAUUACUCAGGACUACAUCGUUGAGCCUCACAACACCACAAUCUCAUAAUCUUCAUAAUGUUCAUCACAAUUCGGUUAUUGGUGCUGCUAGACCUAAACCAUUGAAUUUGAGUCCAACAUUUUCACUUGGUAGUACAGCUGAUUCUGUAUCACCAUCAUCGAGCCUCAGUCAAUCGCCAACAAAUUCAAUGGCUAGUUUCUUCAGUGAUGAUUGCUCAUCAGCACCAACAACGGCAUUCAGCUUUGGUCAGGACUUUGGAUUAUUGCAAACGAGGCACACACCAAGUCCACCAAGUGGUAACAGCCAAAUUGUUGAUGAUCUUGCACCGAGAACACCAUCACCAUUGUCACCGAAUGCUGAGUCUAGACUUCCUGUUUUCAACAGGAUCAGCAGUGUCAUCGGGGAUUUCGAGGGCCUCAAGAUCUAGGGGGUAUUACUCGAGGAUUUUCAAGGUUGACAGCCUUUCUUUAUUGCUUUUGAUUCUGAACGCAUUCAGCGGCGAUGUUGCAAAACACCGGCGCACUAUUCGGUUCUUUUCUCGAUAACGAGGUAUCCCAGCGAAAAAAGUGACUAGAGCUUUUUUGAAGAUCAGAAAUUUUUCUGUAAAAAAGGUCUUGGCACUUGUUUACGUAGGAUCAAUCGUUUUGAAGAUAAUUUGUAAAUUACUAACACGGCUUUUUGCAAUUUCGCUGGGGAAUUCCAUUUCGUCAUCGUUCGUUUGAUUUUUUUUUUUUUUGUGAAGACAGUGUGACCCGGUAGUUUUAGAAUUAUUAUUUACAUUAAUUUUCAUUUCGUGAUUCAGCGACAAUCACGAGCAGGUGAGACGUUGCAAUAUUCCAAAAUAAAUUCGAAAAGACGAUUAUUGAAAUUACUCGUCUUUUCAUGAGCUAUUUGAAAAUAUCUCAGUUUUUCUUCUUUCAUUUCUUUAAUAUUUCAAAGUGAUAAUUAUAGAGUUGUCCAGCUGUCGAUUGAUUUAUUAUCAAAGAUUUGGUGAUGACGUGUGCGAUAAUAAUGAGCGAAAAUAAUCAUUACUGAGGUUUAGAGUCUAGGGUAGAUUUUACCGGCUAAUUUAGUAACUUUAAUUGUCUUCCAAUGGUUUAGUAAUUUUUUUUUUUGCUUAGUGAGAAUGAAUGUGAUUAAAUUUAUGAGAUGAAAAUAGAAUCGACGCGAUGGAUUUUUAAAAAGACAAGAACUAACUCAGAAGUUAAUUCAUUGGAUAGUUUUUCUUUUACCGAUCUUUUAAAAGCCUUCACUUUUUCAUUUUUCUCUGACAAAUUGGGCUUUUUAAAAAUCAUUAACGCGCAUUCGAGAAAACUUUUGGUUUUCAUGUGAAAAAACGAAGAGCAAAGGAAGUUUCAAAACUCAUUGAAAUAUCACUUUUUCUCGUUGUUAUUUCCCUUUAAUUUAACAAUGAUGAAAUUAAAGGAAAAUGGGAGGAAAAAACAAAAAUGUGAUAUGUAACUAUUUGCAAUAGAAAUAUUUACGAUUAACAGACAUUCUAUUAUUAAUACUUCACUUAAGAACAGAAUUGAAAAAUUUAUUUGUUGAAAAAUCGCGAGCAAAUUUUUUUUUUCUGAAGAUUUUUAAUUUCUUUUCAUUUUCUUUUUUUUUGAGGGAUGGGGGGGGGGGAGAUUGAGAGGAAGAGAACGGCGGAGAUGAUAGGGCUCGGCCCGCUGCUCAUAUUUCUCUCAAUUCUUAUUGAUCACGUCAUCUUUGAUUUCAAUAAUUAUCCUUGUAUUAAAUGUACGACGUGGUACAUGAGACAUUGAGAAAGAAAACCACAAAAAAAAUAAUAAUCGAGAAACAAUAUGAAAAUACAUUUUGUAAAUACAUUUUCCACGAUUAGAGGAGAAAACUAAGAGUUUUUUUUUCGUUUAAUUUAUAACUUGAGAAAUGUUAUUAUAGAUUUAGUUUAUUUUUUAUCAUCAAUUAACUAAUACUGUGUACUACCCUGCGAUACAUAAAUUAAGGGAGAAUUAUUUCAGAAUAAAAUGGGGGAAAAUAUAUAUUUAUCGAGACUCCUGCGUUGCAAUUAAAAAUAAUUAAAUGAUAAAUAAUUUCUUAUUUUGUUUAAUUAGAUAUUUUUUUUCUUUGCUACUUCUCAGUGGUGAAUCAUCUCGUUUUUUUUUUCUAUAAUUAUUAUUUCAAGAGAAAGUAUAAGCCAUGUGAUGUGAUUUAUUUGUGAUUCAGCUGUCUCGAUUUCUUCCAAUUAUUUCAAUUUUCAAUAACGAAAGGAGUAAAACCACCGCCAAUUAACAAUUUCAUCUCUCAUUAUUAUUAUUAUUGAAAUAGUGAAGAGCAAAAUGGCAAAGUCAAUUUAAUCGCCGUCUAUUAACGCCACUAAUUAUCAAUUAACAAUUACGAUUAAUUAAUUGUAACAAGUUUUUUUUUCUAUUAUCUAACGUCUAAUUGUAUACCACUUGUUUUCUACUCUGCACAUCAUGUCUUUGGAUGAUUUUUUUAAAUAAUAUGAAAUGAAAUCCAUCGACAACUGAUUGAAUAGGCUCCAUUUUCCGUCAAUUUUUUUUUUUGUUCAUGAGAAUACAUAAAUAUGAAUGAUUUCAAUUUAGGGCUGUUACCAGCCACAAUUUAAUUAUUAAUCAUCGAAUUUAUCGUCUUUAUCUAUUUAACGAUUAUUUAAUUUUGUAACGCCCAAUAUUAUAUAUUGAUAUAUAUUAUAUAUCCCUUUUGUUUCUCACAAAUAUUUCUUUCAUUGAUCGACAGAAAUGUUCAUUCACUCACUUUCUGGGCUUUUCAGAAGACAAAAUUCACGAAAAUAAGACAAUAUGAGACAUUGAAAUGAAAAAAAAUAAUGAGUAACUAAUUUACAUUGAUAGCAAACCACUGAGUGCCUUCUCGUAGUUUAAAGCAAGAAAAAAAAAUAAUUAAAAAUGUAUAUUUAAUUAGAAAGUGAUGAAGAAUGAUAGCGUGUGAGAGUGAAAAUGCGUCGAAUGGAAGUACAUUUCACGUGAGUUUGAUGUUCAAUAUUGUUCACAAUCACAAGUCCAUUGAAAUAGUCAAAGAAAUUCAACUGAGCUCAUCAAAAUGACGUCUUGAGUAUCUCGCGAACAGUUAAUUUAUUAAAUUUGUCGUAAAAAGCCCAAUCGUAGGGGAUAAACAAUUAUUUUCAAUGAAAAAUUAAUUUCAAUGUGACGUUAACAGUUGAGGGCAAAGAGAGAGAUAUUUUUUUUUUACUAUUCAAUUCUCAUUUCAUUGCAUGCACGAUCGAUUCGUUAAAUUUUUAUUAUUUUGUUUUUAUAAUUAGUACUCGGCGAGAGCGCUGUUGCCCCGGCUGUUUGACUUUCAUGAUUGAGAGUUAUGUUUUUUUUUUUGUUGUAGAAAAAAUCAGCUUCAAUUAUUUUUAAUUCCGUCGAUUAUUAUAUUUUUCAUGUCGAGAGAAACUCGAGACGUCAGAUACAAAAAUAAAUACCAUUUCCUCCCCUCUCUACCAAUUAUCCCUGAUCACCCACGUUAUAGACUUGACCACUAUAAUAAUUAAUGAUGAGUAAUAUUACGGUUAUGUGUACGUCUCCUUUUUUUAAUUUAAUAUAUUUAUUUUUUCAAUCGUAUUUAUAUAUUUAUACAAUAUUUUAUACCGCGUUUCAUCAUUAAUGAAAAAGAAUUAUAAAAAAAAAUGGAAAGAUAAUACGUGAAAAUACGACUCAAGAAUUAUAUCACGAGGAUGAAGAUGAAGGAAAAUGUAAUUAACAAGUUUUGUACGAAUGUAAGUGUGCAAAGUUUGAAGGUCGAUCUCCUGGCUUACAGAAUAAAGACAGAAAUAUAUAAAAUAAAAUGCGAAAAUAAAUAAAGUUUAAAAUAUCA